Molecule: messenger RNA, 4929 nt
Organism: Penaeus chinensis
Lineage: Eukaryota; Metazoa; Arthropoda; Malacostraca; Decapoda; Penaeidae
Gene: SA1
Product: cohesin subunit SA-2-like
Biological process (GO): sister chromatid cohesion
Cellular component (GO): cohesin complex; chromatin; nucleus
Molecular function (GO): chromatin binding
Source: RefSeq, a predicted model, not a curated record
GUCGUGACGUCACAGUUUGUUUGGAGUUUUGUGUCAUGGCGAAGCAAAUGCUUGUGUGGAAGGAAAUUAUCUGAAUUUUCAAGUGAAGAGGAAGAUAAACGAAAGCCAAAAUGUUGCGUCGGGGUGGGAAGCGCAUCCGUAUGGAUGAGCCGCCACCAGAGUAUGAUGCACCACCCAUGACCCCAAUGACACCAGCAUCAGAACUGCAGGAACCCUAUACACCUUAUACACCUUACACUCCAGCUGCUGAGACUCCUCUUCACCACCCUGAUUAUCAGAUGGGCUACAACCAGUCCUAUGACCAGCCAGUCCAUCACCAGCCCCCACAGACGCCUCAGCAGCAGCAUAUUUAUGGUCACCAGGAAUAUGAUCAGCAGCAACAGCCGCAGCAGCAGCAACCACCAGUCUACCAGCAACAGCAGCAGCAGCAGCAAAAUGUUUAUCAAAACAUCUAUGAACAGCAACCCCCACAGACUCCAACACCUCAUUAUCAACAACAACACACUCCUCAGGCACAUGUGGAGCCAGAGCCAGAGCCAGAGCCGGAUAUGGAGCCUGAAGAGCAGGAUGAGGACAUGGACCAUGAUGUAGAAUCUGACCUAGAUGCCCAUGAGGAGGAGGACCAGCAACCAGCCCAGAAUUAUGAGCCAAUCCCGAGGUUGACAAUUUCCAUCCGAGGGAGAGGCCGAGGUCGCGGGAGAGGCAGGAUUGCUACCAUUAAAAAGAUUGGAGAUCAGAUUGUUGGAGAGCCGCCACGCAAGAGAGGAAGGCCUGGCAGAAAGCCUAUUACUGAGGUCAUGGCUGAAGAUGAACAGUCUCUGUAUUUUAUUGUGAGAAAUGGAAGGACAGCCUUAGCGCAAGUGGUUGAUGAUUGGAUAGACUCUUACAAGGAUAACCGUGAUGGAGCACUACUACAGCUUAUGCAGUUCUUCAUCAAUGCUGCUGGUUGCAAGGGCAAGAUCACACCACAUAUGCAGGCUACCAUGGAACAUGCUGAGAUCAUCAGGCGAAUGACAGAGGAAUUUGAGGAGGAAAGCGGUGAGUAUCCAUUAAUCCAGAGCGGUCAACAGUGGAAGAAGUUUCGCAGUAACUUCUGCGAGUUUGUGCAGCUUUUGGUGAAACAGUGUCAGUACUCCAUUAUCUAUGACCAGUACCUUAUGGACAACGUCAUCUCUCUCCUCACUGGCCUCUCUGACUCCCAAGUCAGAGCUUUUCGACACACAGCAACGCUCGCAGCCAUGAAAUUGAUGACGGCAUUGGUGGACGUUGCUCUGACGGUGUCUGUCAACCUUGAUAACACUCAGCGCCAGUAUGAAUCAGAGAGACAGAAGUCUCGUGAGAAACGUGCAUCUGACCGCCUUGAAUCGUUGAUGUCAAAAAGACAAGAACUGGAAGAAAACAUGGAUGAAAUCAAGAACAUGCUCACAUACAUGUUCAAGUCUGUCUUUGUUCAUAGAUACAGGGACACACUACCUGAAAUCCGCUCCAUCUGUAUGGCAGAAAUUGGCUUGUGGAUGAAGAAAUUCCACCAAAACUUUUUGGAUGACUCGUACCUGAAAUACAUUGGUUGGACACUUCAUGAUAAAGUAGGUGAUGUGCGACUCAAAUGCUUACAAGCCCAGCCCUUGUAUGCCAGUGAAGAACUCAAAGGGAAGCUGGAACUCUUCACCAGCAAGUUUAAAGAUCGUAUUGUGGCCAUGACUCUGGACAAGGAAUAUGAUGUUGCUGUUCAGGCAGUGAAACUGGUGAUCUCUAUUCUCAAAUAUCACAGGGAUAUUUUGACAGACAAAGACUGUGAACAUGUGUAUGAACUUGUGUACUCUUCCCAUCGUGCUGUUGCACAAGCAGCAGGAGAGUUCUUGAAUGAGCGUCUUUUCAUUCCUGAUGACGAGGCUGUUGCUGCUCUGAGAACAAAGCGUGGCAAGAAGCGUAGACCUAACACUCCCCUCAUCAGAGAUUUGGUUCAAUUCUUCAUUGAGUCUGAGUUACAUGAGCAUGGAGCAUAUUUGGUGGAUUCUCUUAUUGAAAGCAAUGACAUGAUGAAGGACUGGGAGUGCAUGACAGAUCUCCUCCUAGAAGAACCUGGGCCCAUGGAAGAACCCUUAGAUGAUCGUCAAGAGACCAGUCUUAUAGAAAUCAUGGUUUGCUGCAUCAAGCAAGGAGCCACAGGGGAACCUCCUGUUGGUAGAGGCCCAACAAGGAAGCAAAUACUGUCAGCCAAAGAGGUUAAGCAAGUGAAUGAUGACAGAGCAAAGUUAACAGAACACUUAAUCCCAACAUUACCACAACUUCUGCACAAGUAUUUGGCUGACCCAGAGAAGGUAGCCAACCUCCUCCUCAUCCCUCAAUACUUUGACUUGGAAAUAUACACUACAAGCAGACAAGAGAAGAAUUUGGACUUGCUCCUGAAGCUUAUUCAAGAAGUGGCUGAUAAGCACAGUGACACUGAGGUAUUAGAAACAGCAGCAAAGACCUUAGAGAUCCUGUGUAAUGAUGACUACACAAUCUACUCCCGGUGUGACAUUGCAAGGUCCUCUCUAUUAGAUAUGGUGGUCAACAAGUACAAAGAAGCUAAUGAUGAAUACCUCACCCUUAUUGAUGGUGAGGAGGAACCUGAUGAAGAUGAAACCUUUGCUUUGGUAUCAUCUGUGAAGAAAGUGUCCAUCUUUUAUUCCUGCCACAACAUGGGCCCAUGCAAUAUUUGGGAUUCACUGUACAAAAACAUUAGCUAUGCUAUUGAUGGCAGUAAAUCUCUACCAGAGGAGGCAACAAAGUACUGCAUUUCUUCAUGCUUCUUUGGUGUUAUGUGGGAACUGCACCAAAUAGAAAUGGAUAAGCGGACUAUCACACAUGAGGCCGUUGAAGCUCUACGUACUCGUCUGCACCUGUUCUUAGAUGCAUGCAAACACCUAUUGGCUAAUUCAAACAACCAAGUCUUCAGAGAGGAGGCUUAUGUGACAUUGUGUGAUCUUCUGAUUGUGUUCAGCCGUCAGUUGUUGGCCAAUGCACAUCUGGCUCCUCUGGUGUAUGUGCCAGACAGGGGCCUGCAGCAUCUCCUGAACCACUUCAUUCAAACCUAUGUCUUUAUUGAUGAUGAGGAUGAAGAACAAGAUGAACACGUCAAAAUUGAAGAACUCCACAAAAGACGUAACUUUCUUGCCACUUUUUGCAAGUUAAUUGUGUACAAUGUUCUGCCAACAAAGGUUGCUGCAGAUGUCUUCAAACAUUAUGUCAGAUAUUAUGAUGAUUAUGGUGAUAUCAUCAAGGCCACCUUGGGCAAAGCCCGUGAGAUCAAUAAGGUGAACUCUGCCAGAACCAUGGCAUUGGCCCUUACGAUGAUCUUCCGAGAACUUCACAAAGAUAAUGUGAGAAUCAACAGGCAGGGUGUAGACUUCAUUAGUCUCAAGGAACUGGCCAAACGAUUUGCGUUGUCCUUUGGUCUUGAUGCUGUGAAAAAUCGUGAGGCUAUUACUGCACUUCACCGGGAAGGCAUUCUGUUUGCUGUUAACCCUCUUGAAAACCCUGCUGAUCCUACAGGACCUCCUCCCAACCUGGCUUUCUUGGAGAUAUUAACUGAAUUCACAAAUAAGCUCUUGAAACAGGACAAGAGAGUUGUGCUUGCAUACCUUGAUCGUCGCAUAGCUGCUGGUAUGCCAAGCUCAAGAGGGGAGGACUGGCAGCCAUUACUUAUGUAUCGCAAUUCACUGGUGCAUGGAGAGGGUGAUCAGCCACCUCAGACAUCUAAGCGUGCCUACACCCGCAAGCGCAAACAUGUUGAUGAUGAUGACGAUGACGAUGAGGAUGAUGAUGCUGGAUUCCAGUUCCAGUCGAGGAAAAGGUCUCAGAGGAAAACAAGAAAGAAACCAUGCCUUGAAAUCGAAACAAAAGUGACACGAAGUUCAUCGAGAUUGAGGAGGAGAAAACCCACAGAUCCCAGUUUCCUGCUAUCAUCUCCAUCCUCAUCAAGUUCUGUUGUCAUUGAAGAGUUCAGUAGUCAGUCCAACAGUAUUCCUUCUCAUCCUCGCUAUCGCUCAACACCACAGGUCUGCAGUGAGCUAAGUACUCCACGACCAGGUAGCUCUGCAUUUUAUAAACGUAAAUUCAGAGGAGUGUCACACAUUUCUUCAGACUCAGUAAGGCAAGACACAUUUGAGCCCCAAGCAAAGAGAGCUUGUAGGACAAGAAAACAAGCAGUUUCUGAUAACUCGGAUCAAAGUGAUGAUUCAGGCAUUCUAGGACAGGAUGAAGAAAGUCCAGCAAGAUAAGAUGAAGCAAGUGAAAAAUAAAAUCAGUAUGCAAUCUUCCAGCAAAUGCUCCAUUUAGUUCUCAGGUGGUUCACAAUAUUUCAGCAUAGAACAUCUUUGUAGUUGCACACAAUUUUUUAAGAUUUGUCAUACUUUAUAAUUUGAAACUAUUUUAUUUGCCACAUCACUAGAUAUCACUACACCAAAUCUUAAUGAGAUGAAACAUUGUUUUUCUAAUUAAAAAUAAAAAAUAAAAAAGGAGUUACUUUUCAUUGCAAAAACAUAAAAAAAUAUUAUUUUUAACUACCUUUUUCAGGUGGUGAAUUAAGUUUAGUUUAGUCUCAGACACUAAGGGAAAUUUUUUUUUUUCAAUUUUGUAUGGGAGAAUUGGCUGCUCACCAGUGAAUAUUUUAUUUGUGAUUCAUUAGUUUUUAAUUUCUGCAUAUUAACAGCAGAUUUGUUAUUUAUUAUGAUUUUUUGUCAAAUGUAGCAGACUACAGUUUAUCUUCAUCACAUUAUUUGUUUGGGUAUACAGUAGUUAAAUAUUGUUUCUGUAUACUCCUAAAUUAAAAAAAUUUAAAAAUUAAUGAGGACUAGUUGAUUAUAGUUUAAGUUGACUCUCACAGUAGAAAACAUUAUUUUGAUUGCAUGCCUUAUUUCUGGAAUGUUUAUUAAAAAAAAAACU